CUUGCUGGUUCAUCAGGUGAUGAAUUCUCUCUGCGUAAACUGACGGUCCACCAACGCUGUUUCUCUGAGGAAGACUCUACAGGCUUCAUCCCUUUACACGACGCCGCCAUUCAGAGCAACCCGAACAUUCUGCAGAUCACCUUCAACGCGUCUCCUGAAGACGCGAAGCACAGAAAGACUCGUCGUGGGAAAACGGCGCUCUUCUUAGCAGUAGAGAACGGGCUUCUGGACAAUACUUUCUUCCUGCUGGAUCACGGCUGCAGUCCAGACACGCUGGAUAAAGAGGAGGACUCGCCUCUCAUUGUAGGUCAGAAAACACUCUAUUAAUAUUAAAAGGAAAUCAGUUAUCAGAUACUAGAGAGUUUUUGAUUGGUCAGAGGAUUUGAGGUGACGUCAAAAA
Danio rerio (zebrafish) is the source of this 400-nucleotide messenger RNA. Lineage: Eukaryota; Metazoa; Chordata; Actinopteri; Cypriniformes; Danionidae. The record is from RefSeq and is a predicted model, not a curated record.